Messenger RNA from Cucurbita maxima (winter squash), 2680 nucleotides. Its product is annotated as calcium-dependent protein kinase 20-like. Gene Ontology annotation, molecular function: calmodulin binding; calcium ion binding; ATP binding. Lineage: Eukaryota; Viridiplantae; Streptophyta; Magnoliopsida; Cucurbitales; Cucurbitaceae. The record is from RefSeq and is a predicted model, not a curated record. Gene Ontology annotation, cellular component: nucleus; cytoplasm. Gene Ontology annotation, biological process: protein autophosphorylation; intracellular signal transduction; peptidyl-serine phosphorylation. The transcript has 7 exons. Bases 603 to 2396 code for a protein of 597 amino acids.
GCACAUGGGGAACCUUCAACCAAAACCAUGCAUGCACAAAUUAUCGAUGGAGGUUUCUGAGCGAUAAUCUCUCCUUCUCGGUUAGCUCGGAGCUUGAACGUUGAUCGAUCGAGGAGCUUCCAUCGCUGAAUGAUUGACGAUGAUGAUCAAUUUCAGAGAAUUGAAUCAAUUCCGCGAUCUCCACUUGGUUUCGACCUUUCUCCCUAAUUCAACAUUUUCCUUUCACUUUCCUUUGUUUUCUUCCAUUUUCUUUUCCUCCAAAUUCUCCUCUCUUUUUGUUUUCCGUCUUCUUGUUCAUGUUUUAUUUUUCCUGAAAUUCGAAUCUGAUUGCUGAUACGCAUUGUUAAUUUGUCUCUGUUUAUAUAUACACACAUUGAUCGAAUUUGAAAUUUCAGAGGACGACGUUUCGCGUGUUGAAUGAUUUCAUUCAUGUUUGAGGAUGUUUGUGGUUUCUGAUUUCAUGUGUUUUGGCUAACCAAUCGAGUUUUUGAGAUCCUUGAGUCGAAGACAUCGGCUGUGUGUCUUCGGGGCGAUUUGAUCUAAUUAUGGAGGUUCGGAUUGAAUGAUCUGGUUCUUCAUGGGAUUGUUAGGGAUCGAUUCGUAUGUUGGAAUUAGAGAUUGGUAAAUUGAUGGGGAACAUAUGUGUAGGACCAGGCAACAAUGGAUUCUUGAAAUCUGUUACGGCCGCAGUAUGGCCAAGCCGGCCAACGGAUGAUGGCCUUCCUCCACCCAAGGAUGGAACUGACAGCAAAAGUAAGACAAACGGGAGUUCUGAUUCAUCUAAAAACGCCGAUGCUCCCAAGGAUUCAGAUCCCCAAAGUGAUGUUCAAAAUACGCCGCCUGAAACGGUAAAAAUUGGUAAUAAUGAGGUGAAAAUGCGUAGUAAUGAAUCACACAAAGCAGUGGAACGCGAGAUGUCGUCUAGAGUGAUUAAAAACGAAACCAGGGCACCGGAGGGUGCAAGAUCGAAGAAGACCACUCCUAUGAAGAGAGUAUCGAGCGCAGGGCUUCAAGCUGAUUCGGUAUUAGGGCGAAAAACAGAUAAUAUUAAGGAUCAUUACACAUUGGGGCGGAAGCUCGGACAAGGGCAGUUCGGGACAACGUUUCUUUGUGUGGAAAAGACAUCCGGGAAAGAAUUUGCCUGCAAAUCUAUAGCGAAAAGGAAAUUGACCACGAAAGAUGAUGUGGAGGACGUCCGAAGAGAGAUACAGAUAAUGCAUCAUUUAGCUGGUCAUCCUAAUGUGAUACAGAUUGUGGGGGCCUAUGAGGACGCUGUGGCAGUUCAUGUCGUAAUGGAGCUUUGUGCAGGUGGGGAAUUGUUUGAUAGGAUUAUACAGAGGGGCCACUAUACAGAGAAAAAAGCGGCUGAAUUAGCCAGAACCAUAGUCGGUGUUGUCGAAGCAUGUCAUUCUUUGGGUGUCAUGCAUCGAGAUUUAAAACCAGAGAAUUUUCUUUUCAUCGGUCAAGAAGAAGAGUCUGCACUUAAGACCAUAGAUUUUGGGCUCUCCAUGUUCUUUAGGCCAGGUGAAAUUUUCACGGAUGUGGUUGGUAGCCCUUAUUAUGUUGCCCCAGAAGUAUUGCGGAAGCUUUAUGGGCCAGAAUGUGAUGUAUGGAGCGCUGGAGUUAUCAUAUAUAUUUUACUAAGUGGUGUGCCUCCGUUCUGGGAUGAGACGGAGCAAGGAAUAUUUGAGCAGGUUUUGAAAGGUGACCUUGACUUUGUAUCAGAACCGUGGCCUAGUAUAUCUGGGGAUGCAAAAGAUUUAGUGCGGAGAAUGCUUCUACGAGAUCCCAAAAAAAGACUAACAGCCCACGAAGUUCUUUGCCACCCAUGGGUGAAAGCUAAUGGAGUUGCUCCUGACAAGCCUCUUGAUUCAGCUGUUCUUAGUCGUUUGAAUCAUUUCUCUGCCAUGAACAGGCUCAAGAAAAUAGCAAUUAGAGUUAUUGCAGAGAGCCUUUCUGAAGAGGAAAUUGCUGGCCUCAAAGAGAUGUUUAAGAUGAUAGACACGGACAAUAGUGGCCAAAUAACCCUUGAGGAAUUGAAGCGUGGCUUGGAAAGAGUGGGCGCUAAUCUUAAGGAUUCUGAAAUUAAUGGGUUAAUGCAAGCUGCGGAUGUCGAUAAUAGUGGUACCAUAGAAUAUGGUGAGUUUGUAGCUGCAAUGCUCCAUUUAAACAAGGUUCAGAAAGAGGACCAUCUCUUUGCUGCCUUCUCAUACUUCGACAAAGAUGGAAGUGGAUACAUCACACAGGACGAGCUCCAACAAGCUUGCGAAAAGUUCGGUUUGUCAGACAUCCGCUUAGAAGAUAUUAUGCAUGAAGUUGACCAGGAUAAUGAUGGUCGAAUAGAUUACAGCGAGUUUGUGGCUAUGAUGCAAGACACUGGUUUUGGUCGGAGGUGAGUGUAAAGCUGCGUGACGAUUGGAAUUAGGGAAGGCCUUUAGGCUUAACUAUUAACAUGCCUAAUUCUGGUUCCCGACCAAGAAGACGAUUUUAUUUAUUUUCUGGCCAGUAGGCCCAAUACCAUUUUCUUUUUUAAUAGUUAGAGGUUGAAAUUAAUGCUGUUUGUAAAGAUGACAGGCUUCAGAGGGAGAGUUAGUUUCUUGUUACUGUUAUUGUUUUUCUUGUCCAUAUCGAUUUGUUUUAUAUUGAGCAAUUAAUUUGGAAUAGAUUUCAAGUUUUUUAA